AGACAGCAGCCACGCACUCGUCCCUUUCAUCUCUUUCCCCUUUCAAACAAAGGUCCAUAGUUCCAACAACAAUGGCAGACUUUGACCAUCCUACUUUUGUGCAAGUUUCCCCACACUUAUCCCAGCAUAUCAAAAACCAGAUGAAGCCACAACAGAGCAGACCCGAAUUCAAACCAAAUCUCACCACUUUGAGUAUAAAUCUGACCAAAUCACGUGAACGUUCGAAUUUCAAACAAGUUUUGACUAGAUUUCGAAAUUUUUAAGUCUCAUUAUCCCGCCCAAAAACAAGGAACAAAACCCUAGUUUUCGUCUAUUAUAUAUAGACUUCUAACUCCUUAGACGAAGGAGGAGAUUUUUUUUUUUGAGUUCCGUGGUUUGCUCUUAAAAUUUCAUACUAUUUGCUCGAAUUUGUUCGGGAGUAAGAGAGUAGAUUCGACGCCGACGCCCUCGAAACAGGUCGGCACUUUCUUUCUUUUGCUCUAUUUGUUUUAAGUAAUAUAUCCUGUCAUGAAUUUAAUUUACUUGGGUUUAGAUAUAAUGAAAUGAUUAUACAACAUUUCUAUGUUGGUUGUUGAUUUUGUUUGGUCUCAAAUCCGUAUUCUGUGUUUAGUUUUAUUAGCAGUCAUGUAUUAGACCUUAUUCUAUUUUCAGUUGGUUAGUACGUUUUAUGUAAAAAUAGACACGGCUUAGACUCGAGAAAAGGACAAAAAUGGUCCCUUAACUAUGAUACUAGGUUUAAAAUAGUCCCUUAACUAUGCACUUAACGGUUUUAGUCCUUUAAGUUUGUUACAAGUUAACAAAAAUGGUCCCUUAACUAUGAGAGUAGGUUCAAAAUAGUCCCUUAACUAUGCACUUAACGGUUUUGGUCCUUUAAAUUUGCCAUAAGUUGACAAAAUGGUCCCUUAACUAUGAGGGUUGGUUAAAAAUAGUCCCUUAAGUAUGCACUUAACGGUUUGAUAAUGUCAGAAAAUGAUGUCUCGAAACACAAAGACCGACGGACUCUAUCGAUUAAAACUGAGGGAAUCCAUCGACUAAAUAAAAUACACUAGACUUUAGAAAUAAAUUAGAAAUAGCAGAAACUAAAAAAGUUGUCACUACCAAAAACAAGCGAAAAAAAUGAUGGACGGAAACCGAUGGAUAAAAUCGAGGGACACUAUUUUUUUAUUUUUAUUUUUAUUGUUUUUUACGAAAACCAACGGAAGUCCAUCGGUUAUUUUUGAGGAAAAAUGCACAGAAGUCCAUCCUAUAACCGACUAACGUCCGUCGGUUUUGUCCCAAGUUAUUUGACCGAUCUAGAGUUCUCACUAAUUUUUCUUUUUUUUCAUAGUUCUCGUCAAAUCUAACAAACAGAGUUCGAUGAAUAUUUUGUCGAGACUAAAACUGUCAACUUAUGGCAAACUUAAAGGACCAAAACCGUUAAGUGCAUAGUUAAGGGACUAUUUUGAACCUACUCUCAUAGUUAAGGGACCGUUUUUGUUAACUUGUAACAAACUUAAAGGACUAAAACCGUUAAGUGCAUAGUUAAGGGACUAUUUUGAACCUACUAUCAUAGUUAAGGGACCAUUUUUGUCCUUUUCUCGCUUAGACUCUGCCACUGGUUUAUAUCCGAACAUGUAUUUUUUAUUUUUAUUUUUGUGAAAAGUUCAUGAAAUAAAUCACGUCAAGGCUGUUUCUGGAGUUUUCGGAAUAUAAAGUUUCAUUUGAUAAUAUUUUAGCUUCCAGCCGUUUUAGGAAUCAUGCUUUGUGAAACUAUUCUUAAGUAAACAUCUUGUUAUUCUAGCCAAAUGAAUAUUUUUUUGUGUUUUAGUAUGAUGUGUUAGCAACAUGGUUAAGGCUCCCAUCCACCUUAUAUAUAUUUUAACUCACUUUAUUUUGGUUUGAGUAAAAUAUGCUAAAAUAAAUGUUGCUGCUACUUUGCUUUCCUGUUGUGUUAGGAACUCUGAUUUUGGAAGAUAUUUCCGUAAAUGGAUUGCUAAUUUAAUAGAAAAAGAAGGGAUGGUACCAUGACUUAAGAUCUUUACAUAUACUUUACAGGAAAUUGAUUCGUGAAAUUCCAUACUUGUAUUAUGUGUAGAUGCUAAAAUUUUGCUUUCUCUGUGAUAGUAGGAACUAUAUUGAAUAUGGGAAUAUCUCUGAUUAUUUCAUUUCUCCUAUGGUCGUUAGGAAGCAUUACCUUUUGAUUUCGGAUUUUAAGUAAAAUGAGAACAUCUCUUAAUUUAAUUAAGUGCACUGUUUGGACAACGUAUGUUGGGAUGAUUACUAGCACGUUUGCCUUGCUUUCUUUCAUUACGUGAAAAUAUGCUAGUUUACAGAAUAUGGAUGGUUUGAAUGAUGGAGUGAUUUUACCUUUACUUAUAUACUCUCUACAUUUGACACAAGAAUCGGAUUUCCUCUACCCCAUCUCUGGCUAACAAUUGCGAUCUGUUAUCCCAAUACUUCUUAGGUCAAAGCAUACUAUAGCUGAAAUUUAUUCUUUCGUUUACCAAUUAGUUUGGCAUAUCUAUACAAAGCAAAUUACACAAUGCACUAUAUUAAGUAGUAGUAGCAAAUAGGCCAUGAGAAUCUCCAUGUGCAGGAAAGAAACAAGAAAUUACCUGUCUAAGGCAUAUGUUAGUCCCACAAAUCGCAGCAAGUGUCCAAACGAAAUACCAUCCAUUACAGUGGAAUAGUGGUAAAGUUCACAGAUACAUAGCUCCCUCUUGCAUACUCCAAAUCACAGCAUUGCUCAUAUCCAUAAGAUAAGCGCCACGAUGGUGCAGCACCACUCCUUUAGGACUACCUGUUGUGCCGAAAGUAUAGCCCAAAGCAAUGCUUUGCCACUCAUCCUCUGGUGGGUUUGGUGCGACAAUUUGUUCGUCAUCUUUUGUCGAUUUAUAUAAGACACUUUAUGAUGUUACUUGACUAUGGUAUGUUGACGUUUCAUUUUAAUAUAAGAAUGUUUAUUUCUUAAAACAAACAAACAAAAAAAACUCUUUCAGUUGGUUAAUGGUUAGCUAAGUGUCUUCGUCGUUUGAUUGCAUGAUUUGUAAAAGUACUGGUUCUUAGCAUAAGUCCUUCAAUUUUCUCCUUUAUCCUCCAUAAUUGCUUCAAGCGGGUUUCUUUCUAAUCUUCAUCAUUUCUUUCUUUGUUUGACAUGUACACGGGAGCCGAAGUGUUUCAUUUUGAGACUCAACGACACCUCUUACGGAGUCUGCAUAUCAUCCACUAUCUUCGCUUUUUACUUUGCUCAAACAGAGAAUUGCAGAGCAUCAUUACCCCUUUGUGAAAGCCGAAAAUGGGAACUACGUUAAAGGAUGAAGCAAAAGUCUUGCUAGAUAUCUCCUAAUUUUUGCCCUUGCUCUUGGUCAGCCGAUGAGUGCUCAGCGCAAUGGCAAGCGGGUUCAAAAAUUUCCGAAUGGUCCCAAGUUUGAAACCCAACUACAACAAUCGUCCCUUACGGCUUACUCCCUUUUCCUUUUUUUUUUUUUUUUCAAUUUCUAAUAUAAUAGAAUUAAAAUACAAAAAGGACCCAAAUCCCAAUCUAAAAGGGUUCUGAAAAGUGAAAUCCCCAAGUCUCAGUUGAAGCAAAUAUCAUCAUCAAGUUCGGCUCUUGCAUCAACACAACACCAAGCAUUGAUCAAUUUCAAAGGCCAAUGAAGAGAUAUUUCUCUACGGUAUCGUCCAAGUUUCCACAACCAAGUUCAUCCGCUCAAAAUGUUCCUCGUGUGGAAGAAAACUUGAACCAGUUAGAAGAAAAUCAUCAUUCUGCUAAAAAACAAAAGCAAGGAGUAGAUUUGUAUUCUCUACCACCAGAUCCAAAUAAAAGAAUACCCAUUCUGGACUAUCAUCCAGAUGAACGUGAUGAGAUUAGACGAGCAUAUAUCCAAAGGGGUUCUCAUCAACCUCGACUUCCUAGGUUUCCUCAAACAGAUUUUUACGGAUAUAAAUGUCGUUUUAAUUGUAAAUGGUAUAAAAAAUACCAUGAUUGGUUGGAGUAUAGUGUGGUAGAAGAUGCUGCUUAUCGUUUGUGUUGUUAUUUAUUUAAAGAUGAAAGCAUUGAUCAAGGUGGAGGCGAAGCAUUUUCAAGUAUAGGGUUCAAGAGUUGGCACAAAAAGAAAAGAUUAGAUACACACGUUGGUGAGUUGAACAGUGAUCACAACCAAGCAAAGAAGAAGUGUGAAGAUCUAAUGCGACAAGAACAGUCAAUUCAAGUUGCGUUUGUAAAGCCGGAUAAUAAAGCUAAGCUUGAGCACGAAAUUCGUUUAAAGGCUUCAAUUGAGGUGGUGAGACUCCUCUUGAAUCAAGGAUUGGCAUUUCGUGGACAUCGUGAAGAUGAAUCAUCAUUAAACAAGGGUAACUUUCUUGAAAUUCUUUCAUGGUAUGCGAAGCGGUGUGAUAAAAUUAGUGAUCUUGUGUUGAAGAAGGCUCCAAAAAACAAUCAGUUGACUUCUCAUAAAAUUCAAAAAGAUAUGAUCACUGCAAGUAAGUUGGAAACAAUUAAAGCUAUUAUGGAGGACCUAAAUGGUGACUAUUCCUCAUUGCUAGUUGACGAAUCUUGUGAUGUGUCACGUAAGGAGCAAAUGGCAAUUGUUUUGCGAUAUGUUGAUAGAUGGAGAUCUGUGGUGGAACGCUUUAUUGGGAUUGUUCAUGUUCGUAAUACUAGUGCUCUAUGUUUAAAAGAAGCAAUUGUUAACUACCUUGCUCAACAUUCUUUGAGUGUAUCUAAUAUACGUGGACAAUGCUAUGAUGGAGCAAGCAAUAUGCAAGGGCGUCUAAGUGGCCUUAAAAUUUUGAUUCAACAGGAAAGUAGAUCAGCUCAUACGAUUCAUUGUUUUGCUCAUCAACUUCAAUUGACUCUUGUCGGGGUAUCUAAAAAAUGUCUUCCAGUUGGAGAACUUGUAUUGUUGGUUUCUAAUGUCUUAAAUGUAGUGGGAGGUUCUUUUAAACGCAUGGAUGAACUUCGAGAAUCUCAAGCAGAAAAAGUUCAAGAGGCACUAGAUAUGGGCGGGGUUGAAACUGGUAAGGGCUUGAAUCAAGAGCUUGGUCUUGCUAGAGCUGCUGAUACUCGUUGGGGUUCACACUACAAAUCAUUUAAUAACUUCAUUAGUAUGUUUGGAUCUAUUACUGAUGUUCUUGAUACUAUUGUUGUUGAUUCCGAAUGUGUUGAAGAUAGUUGUAAGGCAACAGGAUAUCUUAGAGUUUGUCAAACAUUUGAAAUUGCUUUCAUAUUGCACUUAAUGAGAGAUAUUUUGGCGAUUACAAAUGAGCUUAAUGAAUCCUUACAAAAGAAAGAACAAGAUAUUGCAAUUGCCAUGUUACUUGUUAAAGUGGCGAAGAAACGAUUGCAAGAUCUGAGAGAGGAAGGAUGGGAUCCACUUAUCGAGAAUGUGUCCGCAUUUUGUGUCAAGUAUGAUAUCUUGAUACCUAAUUUUGAUGAGUUCUAUAUUAAUUUUGGAAGAUAUCGACGUAAAGUUGCGGAGCAUACUUUCUCGCAUCACUAUCAUGUCGAUAUAUUUUUUAAGAUUAUUGAUUGGCAACUUCAAGAACUCAAUGAUCGUUUUAAUGAGGAGAGAACGGAUUUGCUUAUUGGAGUUGCUUGCUUGAAUCCAGUUGACUCAUUUUCUAGUUUUGACAUCAAUAAAAUAUUGAGAAUGGCUGAAUUAUAUCCAGAUGAUUUUGGUGAAGAUACAAUGGUUACUCUUAAAAAUCAGCUUAAGACUUAUAUUGUUGAUGUCUGUGAUGUUGAUGAAAGGUUCUCCAACCUGUAAGGACUUGGUGAUCUUUCUAAAGAGCUAGUUAAGGCAAAGAAACAUUUAAAUUAUCCCUUUGUGUUUCUCGCCUUGUAAAAUUUGCAUUGCUCCUACCGGUCGCCACCGCUACAGUUGAAAGAGCUUUUUCGGCGAUGAAGUUGAUAAAGAGUGAAUUGCGAAAUCGAAUGGAUGACGACUUCAUGAGCGGUUGUAUGGUGCCUUAUGUAGAAAAAAAUAUAUUUAAGACCGUUUCUGAUGAGAGUAUUAUGGAUAGGUUUCAAAAAAUGAAAACUCGUAGGAUACAAUUGUAAUAAUAUAUUUUAAUUAAUCAAACUUUAUUUUGGUGCUACUAUCAAUCUUAUGGUCAAGAAUUUGGAAUUCUCUGUAACUUUCUAUAGCUAUCUGUUUGGAAGUGGAGAGCCUGUACAAUCCUCAGACUACUUGCCACCAGGAAAAGGCUCCAACUAAUGAUCGUGCCCCAAAGCCAACUGCUUCAACUACAAUGGAGGCAUCCUAUUUGAUGGACAAACAAGGAAGGAAGAGUCUGCUGCUCAUAAGCUUUACUAGAAUGGUAUGUCAUUUUUAUUUUUUUAGUCCUUGAUGGAGUUUGUUAUGUGAAAAUGCAAUACAACUUGGUGAACUGCACACAUCUUUUUAGAUUUCUCUAUCAUGACUUAUUCGCUUC
Messenger RNA from Lycium barbarum (goji berry), 6414 nucleotides. RefSeq lists its product as uncharacterized. NCBI's taxonomy places the organism in Eukaryota, Viridiplantae, Streptophyta, Magnoliopsida, Solanales, Solanaceae. The transcript is spliced from 4 exons. The record is from RefSeq and is a predicted model, not a curated record. Bases 3633 to 5747 code for a protein of 704 amino acids.